GAUAGGGUUUUUGGGUAUAAUGUAAAAUUUCAAAACUCCAAUCAUUUUGCAAACCCAUGAUCAUCCCCACCACCCACCACCCAAUUGGUAACUCUAUAAUUAUUAAUCAAACCAACCACCUCUUUCUUCAUUCUUCCUUUGUAAAUCUGGUUUUAAUCUCCCAGAAAUCUCAUAUAUCUUGGUUUUUGUACCAAGAGAUUAUCUGCAAAAAAGGAAGAAAAAUGGAGUUCUCAACAUUUAACCCUUCUUGGCACUCCUUUUUCACCUCACCUCUCCUAUUUCCUUACCCAUUUGUGCCUGAAAACUAUGUUCAUUGGACUGAAACCCCUGAAUCCCACAUUUAUUCUGCUGACAUACCCGGUGUAAGGAAGGAGGAAAUCUGUGUGGAAGUCGAGGAUUCGAGGUAUCUAAUAAUUCGUACCGAAUCAGCUGAUGAUACGGUGACAACAGCUGGCGGCCGUACAUUCAUGAAAAAAUUCAGGCUGCCGGAUACUAUUGAUGUAAAUGGGAUAUCUGCUUGUUACGAGAACGGGGUGUUAACGGUUACUGUACCAAGAUCUUUUGUUAGAAGGGGGUUUUAUAUCGAACCGGCUGAUCUGCCACAGCAGACAGAAGUUCUUGCGAGGGCUGCUUGAAUCCUUACAAGGUUUAGGACAUCUUAUGUAUAAAUCUGAUGUUUUUAAGGCUGUUCGGAUUCAGAAAAAAUUAUAGGCAUUAAUUGCUUUGGGAAAAUAUUAUUGGUGUACAAAUAUUCAUUUAGAUCAUGUAGGCCUUGGUACUAAAAUUGUUCAUCUUAUGCAAUGAAUAAUGUGCAUUGAAAUACCAUCAGAAUGUUCAUAUUGGAUA
Molecule: messenger RNA, 846 nt
Organism: Helianthus annuus (common sunflower)
Lineage: Eukaryota; Viridiplantae; Streptophyta; Magnoliopsida; Asterales; Asteraceae
Product: 15.4 kDa class V heat shock protein
Exons: 2
Coding region: 57-635 (192 amino acids)
Biological process (GO): response to salt stress; protein complex oligomerization; response to hydrogen peroxide
Source: RefSeq, a predicted model, not a curated record